Molecule: messenger RNA, 672 nt
Organism: Sinocyclocheilus anshuiensis
Lineage: Eukaryota; Metazoa; Chordata; Actinopteri; Cypriniformes; Cyprinidae
Product: ubiquinol-cytochrome-c reductase complex assembly factor 2-like
Exons: 4
Coding region: 76-465 (129 amino acids)
Biological process (GO): mitochondrial respiratory chain complex III assembly
Cellular component (GO): mitochondrial matrix
Source: RefSeq, a predicted model, not a curated record
UUGAAACGCCGUACCAUUUGGCCCUCCACGGCUUACAGAUUGUCAGCACAGUGCAGUUGUGAAACACACUUAAACAUGGCUGCCACCAGAUACCGUCGAUUUCUAAAGCUGUGCGAGGAAUGGCCAAAGGACGAAUCAAAGAAAGGGCGAGAUUUAGGAGCAUUUUUACGCCAAAGAGUCGCUAGUGCUUUCCGAGAAGGCGAAAAUACACAGAUUUCAGAUCCAGAGAAAUGUGAUCAGAUGUAUGAAAGUCUGGCUCGCAUCAACAGUAACAUGUACAAAGAAAAGUUUCCGAGGGCAAAAGAUACAAGUUUUACAGGUGUAACGGUGGAAGAGUGCCGAAUACUAUUGGCAACAGGAAACAUGCAGCACACAGAUGAGGAGAAAAAGGGAUUGUGGAAGACACUAAUGGAGCGCUUCUCCUCCAAACUUGAAGAUGGAACUCCUGAAAAAGCUGAAAAAUAAUCAUCAUAUUGCACUGAUCUUAUUUAUUCCCCUUUGCUCUUUUUCAAAUAAAAGGAUUAAGGUGUGUAUGUAAAUCUUCACUUCUAACAGCUGUAGCUCUCUUCAUGUUGGUCUUUCAUGUUGAUCAUGUCGAACAGAGACUUCCAAGAAGUAAAACUGAUUGUUUUAUUUCAGGGUGUCCGCGGGGUCUUAAAAAGUAUUAAAAGU